AUGGUAGCAACACCUGAAGAUCAUUCAACAGGCUCCCACGAGUCCCUACACGAUAUCGUCCACGUCGAUCCUUUCACUAGGCCACUCGAUAUCACCAUAACAUCCAGCAGCGAGAUCACGAUCCCUGGCUUCUCAGCAGAGCAAGUCCGCUCCAUUACCAAGCUCAUAGAAGACGUGCUCGACAAGGCACUCGACAAGCACUUUGACCCACUGCCACCACAGCAAAAGCAGUCAGUGAUAGCGCCAAAGCCGGCACAGCCACCGGCGCAGGAACAAGAGCAUAUGCCAUUGCAACAGGCAAAUGUGGAGAAAAUUGCGGAGAAAACUAUGGAGAAGAACAAGAGCACGGACAGCAGCAGUCCUAUGCAAACGGGCGCACUCUCCACAAUUCCACACCAGGCCACUAUGCAGAAUUGCGGAGAUCCUUCCCCUCGCCUCAGCAGUACUCCACUUUCUACCUCGCUUCUCGCCUCUCUUCUCGCCUCUCAACUCGCCUCUUUUCUUACUUUCGCCUCUCCGCUCGGCUACAUUCGAUUCGCGAAGGAUAUGGAGGCUAUAGGCCAAGGCUAG
This is a messenger RNA of Letharia columbiana, 570 nucleotides long. RefSeq lists its product as uncharacterized. The record is from RefSeq and is a predicted model, not a curated record. Bases 1 to 570 code for a protein of 189 amino acids. NCBI's taxonomy places the organism in Eukaryota, Fungi, Ascomycota, Lecanoromycetes, Lecanorales, Parmeliaceae. The transcript has 2 exons.